CAGAAAAUUCCACCAUGAUUUAUUUUGGAGGGAAUUUGUUUUUGUGCAAUGUUUUUGAAUAAAUUGAACGGAAAAUUAAUUAUUUAAUAGCGACAAUUGAAUUGUAUCGUUUAGUGAUUGCCCUACUUUACCAGUUCCCCUUGGGGUAAGUUUUCUUUAAUGUUGAGGUUAAAACAACUUUCAAGACAACAAGUUUUCGUGCGGCCUGAAAUCGCAAAUAUUGAAUGAAACCCCUGCUUGGAAUUUACAACAAGUUUCAGGAUCAAAUCAUUUAUUUAAAAAGCUAAAAAUGGGCAUUACUGGGCUGUUGCCGUAUUUAGCAAAUGCCACAAAGCCUUGCCAUGUAUCAGAAUUCAGAGGUGGCACAGUGGCUGUAGAUUCGUAUUGUUUAUUGCAUAAAGGCGCUAAUGCAUGUGCAGAACAGCUUGCUAGAGGAGAAGACAGUCAGAUGUAUGUCACAUACUGUCUAAAGUACGUAAAAAUGUUCCUGUCGUACAAUAUUCAUCCUAUAAUGGUAUUUGAUGGGAGGAACCUCCCAGCUAAGGCAGAAACGGAGGCUAAGAGACGAGAGUCUCGAAGAAAAGCUAAACAGAGGGCAGCUGAAUUGCUAAACUUAGGCAAAACUGAGGAAGCCCGAACCUACCUCAAACAAUGCAUUGAUAUUACUCCACGAAUGGCCCAUAAUCUCAUUAUAGAAUGCCGCAAAAUGAACGUCGAUUGCAUAGUAGCACCUUAUGAGUCUGAUGCUCAACUAGCGUUCUUUAAUAUAAAAGGCGUUGCAGAAUGUGUAAUCACUGAAGACUCCGAUCUGUUAUUAUUCGGAUGUAAAAAAGUGUUGUACAAAUUGGAUUUGAGUGGCGCUGGCCGCCUUGUGGAAUCCGAAAAGAUUUGCUCUGCAAUGAAAAUGAGACCGGAUCAAUUCACGUUUGAUAAAUUCAGGUACAUGUGUAUUUUAUCUGGCUGUGAUUAUGCGAACAGUCUCAGUGGAAUAGGCCUGAAGAAAGCGGAAAAAUUCCUUAAAUUAACUGCUGAAACUGACCCGGAAGUUUUUCUUGAUAGAAUACCUAGGUAUCUAAACAUGAAGCACUUGGUGAUCACUGAAGAAUACAAACGAAGUGUCUUAAUUGCUAAUGCCACAUUCCUGCACCAAGUGGUCUUUGACCCAUAUAAAAAGAAGUUGGUGCAUUUAACAGAUCCAGAAGUAAAAGGGACUAAUCUAAGUCAUCUUGUGAACGCAGGCGACAAGUUUGAUGACGAAAAGGCGUUUGAAGUGGCACUUGGAAAUCUUGAUCCCUACAGUUUCGAGAAAUAUGAUGACUGGACUCCAUCAGAGUUACCGGAAUACAGUAUUUGGUCGGGUAUUUACAAAAAACGAAUUUCACGAAAGCAGGAGAAACAAUUGCAAAAGCAAAAAUUCGAACAAUUCAUGACAAAGCAGACGGUCAAAGAAGAAUCGCUUAUAAUCGAAGAGCUCGAUAACGAAGAUUCUCAAAUCACCAAAGAAUUAUCGAUAUACACAUCCAGGCUCGAGGUGUCUACAGAAAAAAAACCCGAUGAUGACUGCAUAGAAGUAACAAAUAAAAAUGAAUUAUCCCCGAUUCUGACAAAAAACCCGUUUCUAAAAAAUAAAAAAAUUAGUAAAUUUCCGAAAACAUACACUUACGGUGACACUAUAGUUAAAAGCAGAUUCUUCUGUCCAGAAUCCCAGAAAGAAAACAAAGACUCAAUACAGUGUGUAAAAGAAGUCGAAGUUGGAAUAGAGCAAUCAACAAGCAAGCAGCAAACUAGCAUAAACUCCGCAAUUCCAAUACAUUCCAAUCCAGAAUUGCAACCAAGUGGUAGCUCUUCCGAACAACUAAUCUCACGAAAAAGGGGUUCAGACCAGCUAAUUCAAAUUGAAAGCAAAGACGCUUCAACGGACGGUCCUCGAGUUGCGCGUGACGAAGAAGUCAUAAUUGUAGACUCGCAGGAGAAUGUGAAAGUUCCGGAAACAAAAAAAAGAAAGUUUGGUCCUGCUCGAAGAGUCGGACUUACAAAAGUUCCUACUUCCCAAAAGACAUUGCACAGCUUUUUCGGUAAAAUGAACAAGAGGGAGUAAAUGCCACUCUGUGAUAAUUGUAAUCUGCCUCAUUUUUUUCAUGUACGAUUUGAUAUUGCGUUACCGCAUUUAUUUGUGAUGUUAGUUUUAAUCUGUUUUCAAUAUGGUCGUGUGUUAAUAGAUAUUUUAUAUAUUU
Molecule: messenger RNA, 2234 nt
Organism: Dendroctonus ponderosae (mountain pine beetle)
Lineage: Eukaryota; Metazoa; Arthropoda; Insecta; Coleoptera; Curculionidae
Product: exonuclease 1
Exons: 5
Coding region: 290-2098 (602 amino acids)
Biological process (GO): DNA recombination; mismatch repair
Cellular component (GO): nucleus
Molecular function (GO): 5'-3' DNA exonuclease activity; metal ion binding; DNA binding
Source: RefSeq, a predicted model, not a curated record